AUGGGCUCUAGAUCCCUAGGGGUAACUUUAGGACAUUCAGGUGUUAGAAUUCCUUUUCUGACUUUUGCUGAUGAUACAAUGAUUUUUGCUAAAGCUUCGGAGGAAAGUUGUAUUACUAUAAAAGCUAUUCUUGACAAGUAUUGUACUAUGUCAGGACAAUUAAUUAAUUUUCAUAAAUCUGCUUUUCAAUGUACGCAAAAUGUGUCUGAUAACGUGUCUGUUAAUUUUGCCGAAAUUCUUCAAAUGGAAAAAUCCUUCUCGCUGAGUAAGUAUCUGGGGUGUCCCAUUAUUGACUCUAAAGUCACAAAUGCUACCUUUGCUGAUUUGCAAGAGAAAGUUAGUUCUCAAUUAACUAAAUGGAAAGCUAAUUCUCUGUCUCAAGCAGGGCAGACUAUUCUAGUUCAAUCCAAUCUUGCUACAAAAGCUAAUUACCAAAUGCAAAGUUUUUCUCUCCCCCCAGCUAUUCUUUCCUCCCUUGAUAAGUGCUAUCGGAAUUUCUUUUGGAAUAAAGAUAGUGAUGCUAAAUCCCCUAACCUGAUUGGUUGGGAUAAGAUCUGUAUUCCAAAAAAAUUUGGUGGUUUAGGGCUUCGAAAAGCUAAGGUCAACAAUAAUGCGCUUCAAUUUAAAUUGUUAUGGAAGAUUUUGGAGUCUCCGGAUAAUUUGUGGGUCCAAUUAGUUACUCGUAAAUAUCUUAAGAAUGAUGACCUGUUUAGUUAUAAAGUUAAGGCUAAUGUUUCUUGGCAAUGGAGAAGGUUAAUGAGUCUUCGUAUCACGUUUAAGAAGGGUCUCCGGUGGAUUGUGGGUAAUGGCGAGCAGAUUUCCUUUUGGUUUGAUAAUUGGAUCUUUAGUACUGCUUUGGAAGAAAACUACCCUGUUCCCAGGGGAUCGGAGGCCCUAAAAGUUAGUUAUUUUAUUAAUCAGGAUGGCCAUUGGAAUGUGUCUUCACUUAGGCAGUAUGUUCCGGUUGACAUUGCCACUUUAAUUGCGAACUAUUAUUUACCUAGUAAUUCGUGUCAGGUUAAAAGGAUUUGGGGGCUUACUCCGGAUGGUAUCUAUUCAGUUAAGUCAGGAGUGGAGCUUCUUCAAGGGUUUAAUCAGCAGGCAGUUGUCCCUUCACCUUUUGGGUGGAUUUGGAAGCUGUCUAUACCACCAAAAAUUAAGUUCUUUUUAUGGAAAUUAAGUCAUAAUGGGAUUCCUACUAAGAAAAGGUUUCAAAUGGAAUGUAUGGUUAUAGGGUGGUGGUUUGUUUGGUUUGCGCGUAAUGGGGUCAUUUUCAGGCAGGAUUCGACUUCUCCUAUUAAGGUUAGUUCGAUGAUUAAAGCUUUUGUGAAUAAUCUAAAGAUUACGGGGGAGGUUGUUGCGAGUGUGGACUCUGUGAUUACUCCUGCUGUUGCUCGGAAUAUUAAGGUGGUGGCUCGGAAUAAUGUUUUCUGGUCUCCUCCUCCGGCGGAAUUUCUUAAAGUCAAUUUUGAUGGUUCUAAGUUGGCUACUGGGCAAGCGGCUUUUGGUUUUGUUAUUCGAGAUGCUGAAGGUGUUGUUAAGCUGUGUGGGGCUGGGGCUAUGGACAGUUCGGUCUCCAUCUUAGAAGCUGAGGCUAGGGGUCUUCGGGAAGUUAUUAAUGCUGUUAAUCGAGUAUGGAAGAUUCCUUGGAAGAUUCAUUCUUCUAUUUUGGACACGAUCCAAGAGCUGGGUCACUUUGAGGAAGUGCAGAUCUAUCAUGUCUUUAGGGAAGCUAAUGCGGCUGCAGAUUGGAUGGCGCAUAGGGGUCAUUCUUCGCCUACCACUACUUACUGGUUUGAUGUUCCUGUUUUACCUUUUACUGUAAUCAUCCGAAAGGAUGCUUUAGGGUGGCCCAAAUCCUGGGAUCCUCCCUAG
Beta vulgaris subsp. vulgaris (sugar beet) is the source of this 1875-nucleotide messenger RNA. RefSeq lists its product as uncharacterized. The record is from RefSeq and is a predicted model, not a curated record. The transcript has 3 exons. Bases 1 to 1875 code for a protein of 624 amino acids. Gene Ontology annotation, molecular function: RNA-DNA hybrid ribonuclease activity; nucleic acid binding. NCBI's taxonomy places the organism in Eukaryota, Viridiplantae, Streptophyta, Magnoliopsida, Caryophyllales, Amaranthaceae.